Molecule: messenger RNA, 2867 nt
Organism: Meriones unguiculatus (Mongolian gerbil)
Lineage: Eukaryota; Metazoa; Chordata; Mammalia; Rodentia; Muridae
Gene: Traf1
Product: TNF receptor associated factor 1
Exons: 8
Coding region: 989-2272 (427 amino acids)
Biological process (GO): regulation of apoptotic process; protein K63-linked ubiquitination; regulation of canonical NF-kappaB signal transduction
Cellular component (GO): cytoplasmic side of plasma membrane; plasma membrane signaling receptor complex
Molecular function (GO): ubiquitin protein ligase binding; zinc ion binding; tumor necrosis factor receptor binding
Source: RefSeq, a predicted model, not a curated record
UUUAAUCCCAGCACUUGGGAGGCAGAGGUGGGCAGAUCUCUGUGAGUUACUGCCAACCUGGUCUACAUAGCAAGUUCUAAGCCAGCCACGAGUGCACAGUGAGACCUUAAAUUUCAAUGUAUAUAAGACCACUCAGUGAAUCCAAUACCCCAUUUCAGACCUGUCUGAGCUCAGAGUCUGUGGUCUGAAGGCAGUGUGUCCAUCUACACCUAAAGCAGUGCAGUUGGGUGGAAAGGCAUACAGAAGCCAUCUUUGUCAUUUGGCAAUCUGAGACAACCCGGAUGCCCCAACUCACACCUCAGGCUCCCAGACUUCACACACUGCCUUGUUCUUACCUCUCCUGUGGGGGAGCACGAGAGCCUUGGUUCUGCUCCCACUGCUCCCCCACAGCCCGUGUGUCCCUGAGCCUCACACCUUGCUUCAUGGAGCCGUAGGUAGCUACAGAAGGGUUGUGAGGACUGAGAAGUCUGCCCAGCACACAGUGGCUGGCUGGAAGUGUGGUUUUCCUAACUCACUCUUUGUGCACAGCUUGGCUGCUGAGAGCAGAUCCCCAGGGACCUCGACUAGUCUAGUGCUGUGUUCUCAACAGAGAGGUGUCGGCUCAUGGCCAGAGGCACCUAUGACUUCCUGAGUGGGGCUUGGGAGGAGGAGGAUGCUCAGCCUGAGGUGCAGAGGCCUUGGAGGGGAGGGGAAGGCCUUGUUCGUUCGUCACCAUCAUGACUGAUGCACAGUGCCACAGGCAGGGAGGAGUCAUCGGAGCCUUCCUGCUGCCUCUGGGUUGCCUCGGUCAUAGGGUCCUCAGUCAUCAACCCUGCAGAGCACUUGUUGCAAUCUGUUUUCUCAGAGAUAGGGCGACAGCAUGAGAGAGUGACUUUUAGCCAAGGCCACUAGACCCAGAACUUGAAUUUGGGACCUGCUUCUAGGACCUUGGGGAUUCCCAUCAGAAAGACUCCACAAUACUGGCCCUCUGGCCACCUGAAACCUCAAGAUGGCCUCCAGCUCGGCCCCUGAUGAGAACGAGUUUCAGUUUGGUUGCACCCCUGCUGCCUGCCAGGACCCGUCAGAGCCCAAAGCUCUGUGCUGCACAGCCUGUCUCUCUGAGAACCUGAGAGAUGGCGAGGAUCCGAUCUGCCUUAAAUGCAGAGCAAACAGCCUCCAGCCUGUGAAUCCAGGAAGCCCUCUGACUCAGGAGAAGGUUAACCCUCACCCUGAUGUGGCAGAGGCCAGAGUCGAGUGUCCCUUUGCAGGUGUUGGCUGUUCCUUCAAGGGGAGCCCACAAUCUUUGCAGGAGCAUGAGGCCGCGUCCCAGGCCUCCCACCUCUACCUGCUGCUGGGGGUCCUGAAGAAGUGGAAGUCCUUGCCGGGCUCCAACCUGGGCUCCACGCCCAUGGCGCUGGAGCGGAACCUGUCAGAGCUGCAGCUUCAGGCCGCCACGCCUCCAGGGGACCUGGAGGUAGACUGCUACCGGGCACCUUGCUGUGAGAGCCAGGAAGAGCAGGCCCUGCAGCAGCUCCUGAGGGAGAAGCUGUUGGCCCAGCUGGAGGAGAAGCUGCGCGUGUUUGAGAACAUCGUUGCCGUCCUCAACAAGGAAGUGGAGGCUUCCCACCUGGCGCUGGCUGCCUCCUUCCACCAGAGCCAGUUGGACCGGGAGCACAUCCUGAGCCUGGAGCAGAAGGGCUCCUCCAGCUGGGUGUCGGCACCUCUGGCUGACCAGCCUUCCCCACAGGUGGUGGAGUUGCAGCAGACCCUGUCCCAAAAAGACCAGGCCCUGGGCAAGCUUGAGCAGAGCCUGCGACUCGUGGAGGAGGCUUCCUUCGAUGGCACCUUCCUGUGGAAGAUCACCAAUGUCACUAGGCGGUGCCGGGAGUCGGCGUGUGGCAAGACUGUCAGCCUCUUCUCUCCAGCUUUCUACACUUCCAAGUACGGUUACAAGCUGUGCCUGCGCUUGUACCUGAAUGGGGAUGGCUCAGGCAAGAAGACCCACCUGUCCCUGUUCAUCGUGAUCAUGAGAGGGGAGUAUGACGCUCUACUGCCCUGGCCGUUCCGGAACAAGGUCACCUUCAUGCUCCUUGACCAGAACAACCGUGAGCACGCCAUUGAUGCCUUCCGGCCUGACCUGAGCUCGGCCUCCUUCCAGCGGCCACAGAGCGAGACCAACGUGGCCAGCGGCUGUCCGCUGUUCUUCCCCCUCAGCAAGCUGCAGUCACUCAAACACGCCUAUGUAAAAGAUGACACAAUGUUCCUCAAGUGUAUUGUGGACACCAGUGCUUAGGGGUGGGGGAUGGUCUCCUGAAGGCAACCAGCUCAGAUGGGGGACUUAGCUAGACAGCCAGGCCCUGCCCUUGGAGCCCACAGUCCAGGACAAGAACGGGCCGAGGCUGGCAUGACCUGAGUGCCACAGCAUGUUGGCUGUGGCUGCUGUGAGAUUGGAGAGACUUGAGCUAUACAAACAGAGACAGCAUGGAGGAGAAGACAAAAGUGCUCUCUUCACACGGACUACACACCAGGAGACCAGCUCGCCAGGAGACCGGCACGCCAGCAGGCCAGCACACCUGCAGGCCCUGAAUGUUGAGACCUUAGGUCAGGAUGGCAUGGACAUUGAGCCAAGGCUGUGGGGCACCCCUGCUAGGACAUUCUCCGUAGGUGAGGGGGUAACCGGAGAAAUGUCCCGUCUCUCUGUUGAGACUUAGAACAAGGACCGAAGGGCAGGAGGGUCAGCUGCUAGUGUGAAUUCGCCUGUCCUGGACUGUGUUCCUAUGGCAGCAGACAUUUUAACAGGUAAACCCAGAAGCCGAACUGGGAAAUGCUUGCGGUCAGGAUUCAAAGACCUUUAAAGUUUUGACAGAUGAAACAACAAAAGCUUUGAA